Sorghum bicolor (sorghum) is the source of this 1031-nucleotide messenger RNA. RefSeq names its product UPF0587 protein F46B6.12. Lineage: Eukaryota; Viridiplantae; Streptophyta; Magnoliopsida; Poales; Poaceae. Bases 143 to 673 code for a protein of 176 amino acids. The record is from RefSeq and is a predicted model, not a curated record. Gene Ontology annotation, molecular function: zinc ion binding. The transcript has 5 exons.
AGUAUUCCGUUCCUAACGCCGCGAGGCGAAGCGAAGCGAAGCCAAAACCCCCAUUCCCCUCCCUCCUCGUCGUCUCCGUUGUCGGCGUCGGACCAAAGCCGGAUCCCGGAGCCCUAACCCUAGCAAGCAGGCGGCGGCGGAGAUGGUGUACUACGCGCUGUUGGUGGGCGCGGAGCUGGACGGCCUCACCAACCUGCAGCCCCGCCGCGGCUGCGACGACCCCAACUUCCCCUACUACCUCAAGCUCAAGUGCGAGAACUGCGGGGAGGUCACCGCCAAGUCCACCUACGUCACCCUCAGCGAGCAAGUCGACCUGCCCAAAGGACACGGCACCGCUCACCUCGUCCAGAAGUGCAAGCUUUGUGGGAGAGAUGGAACAAUUGUGAUGAUUCCUGGUCAGGGGACGCCACUUACUAUUGAGCAGAGCCAGAAAGAAGAGAAGACUUGUUUGAUGGUGUUUGACUGCAGAGGCUAUGAACCUGUUGAGUUUUCUUUUGGCGCUGGCUGGAAAGCUGAAUCUGUGCAUGGGACUCCUUUCGAAAUUGACUGCUCUGAAGGUGAAUUUUCUGAGUAUGAUGAGAAGGGAGAAUGCCCCGUCGAGCUAAGCAAGCUGCAGUCAACAUUCAAAGUGGUGAAGAAGCAUGACAAGGGUGGCAAGACUAGAUUUGUCUAGAUCCAAUGACUUGGAGGCUGUCAGGUAUUGGAAUCGAAGGUGUACAAAUGGUACAUUUGGGCCAAAGGUUGUGCGUAAUCAGACGUCCUUUUUUCUAUCUGUUGAUUCUGUGGAUGCCAUGAACCAUGUGAACCUUUCAGUGAUAGUGUCCACAGGGGCAUUGCCCUGGACCGACUGCUAUUGUUCUAUGUGGUCUUAGGCCAUCCGAACUGAUCUUGUUAUCGUCCACUAAUGGUUGAACAUGCUGCUGAUUUUGAGCAUUGUGACUGAUGGAUCUGAAAGCAUCUCAAGGGGAUAUGUGCAUUCUGAAUUCUUAAAGAUGAAUCGCCACUUGUUGAUAUGAAUAUGAUGCAACCUU